AUGGAGCACACACUGUGGAGAUCUGGACCUGAGCCACAUGUGGACCUGAGCCACAAAUCUACUGAAUUCCUGGAACCCUUUGAGAGAGUGAUUCAACCAGAGGAGCUGUGGUUGUACAAGAACCCUCUAGUGGAGUCUGACCACAUUCCAAAGAGAGUCAUGUUUGCCAUUUCCUUCCUCACCCCGCUGGCGGUCAUAUUUGUGGUGAAGAUAAUUCAGAGGACGGACAAGACAGAGAUUAAAGAGGCAUGUCUAGCAGUGUCCCUGGCUCUCGCCCUCAACGGAGUCUUCACCAACACCAUGAAGCUGAUUGUGGGAAGACCCAGGCCAGAUUAUUUCCAGCGCUGCUUCCCAGAUGGGCAGGUCAACACAAAGAUGCUGUGCACUGGAGAGCCACAACUGGUGUCUGAGGGACGCAAGAGUUUUCCCAGCAGCCAUUCCUCCUGUGAGUUCAAACACACACACACACACACACAUCACAGUCACAUGACCAACAUGGUAACGCUGCACGAAUGA
Sphaeramia orbicularis (orbiculate cardinalfish) is the source of this 516-nucleotide messenger RNA. RefSeq names its product phospholipid phosphatase 4-like. Bases 1 to 516 code for a protein of 171 amino acids. Lineage: Eukaryota; Metazoa; Chordata; Actinopteri; Kurtiformes; Apogonidae. The record is from RefSeq and is a predicted model, not a curated record. Gene Ontology annotation, molecular function: phosphatidate phosphatase activity. The transcript has 5 exons. Gene Ontology annotation, cellular component: membrane. Gene Ontology annotation, biological process: phospholipid metabolic process; phospholipid dephosphorylation.